AUGCGCUCGGAAGAUGACCCGCUCCUCAUAUCGUCGGAGGUCUCCGUCAUCUUUGCGUAUGCAUUUGCGCGUGCACUGUGCACUGUCCUCAUCGACUCAGACUUUCCUGGGUGGGCCGCCCCCGUUUCAGCCGAGCCCGUGCGACUCGGUCACACGUUCACCUUUGCGGCGGGAUGUUCGUCUCUGUGGGUGUCGGGAGGGCUGUUGACGGGAGGCUUUGCCUAUUCCACCGUUUGCGACGAGCGCACUGCAGCUGUCUCUGGUGCACGCGUCGCUGCCGCCUCGCUCCUUCUCUACCUGCUUUUUGCGUUUUGCUCCUCCAUUGCGCUUGGCGCGUGCGUCGAUCCAUUUUGCGCUGACGCGGCGCUGUGGGAGCAGCCAAGUGCGCGGCUGCUAUCCAUUACUCCCGAACUUUUGCUCGGCGCACUCGGGGUCGGCCUAUCGCUCUGCGCCUGGCGGGUGUAUUACGUCAGCAUUCGUUCCCCGUGGUGA
Molecule: messenger RNA, 492 nt
Organism: Emiliania huxleyi CCMP1516
Lineage: Eukaryota; Haptophyta; Isochrysidales; Noelaerhabdaceae
Exons: 1
Coding region: 1-492 (163 amino acids)
Source: RefSeq, a predicted model, not a curated record